AAUAUUAAAUAUUUGUAUUCACCAUUAAUUUCCAGUUAUUUUUUUAAUAAUACUAAUAACGGCUUUAUUCUCAAUAGUUUUUAACAUAAUUUUCAGCUCAUUUUAUCGCAUGAUAUUUUCUCUUCGUCCAGGAUCUUCAAAUAAAGUUUUGAUUGACAAUAGGUCGUGUAACAUAUUUCUAUCUGACAUGAAGUGCAAACCAAUCCAUCGCCAUAAUAUCUCUUCUGUGUCUCCUUCAAGAAAUACACAACAUUUGGUUGAAUGUCAGCUUACUUGCUCGUCUGGAGCAAAGUAUGUCAACCGUACGCAACGUCAGGUCAACAUACGUAUUCUUGGACCCUCUCCAGCUUGGUUAGUCAGAGGAGAAAAGAAGAAAAGCAGCAGCUAUAUCCUCGAACACCUUGUCAUCUCCGGACAUUGAGCACCCCCACUUGCAUGAAUGCUUCAUAGUGCU
Trichobilharzia regenti is the source of this 454-nucleotide messenger RNA. Lineage: Eukaryota; Metazoa; Platyhelminthes; Trematoda; Strigeidida; Schistosomatidae. The record is from the annotation of a GenBank genome assembly.